CAUUGGCUUCACACACACAUACACACACACCGGCCCUCCUUUCAGUGUGACACAUGAAGAACAGAAAGAAAACAACAGACACACAGUUGACAGCUCACACACAGACGCCCAAAAAUGACCCUGCAUUGUGUGUGCUCUUGCUUGUUCAUAUUGACGGCAGCUUCUAUGCUGCCUUCCUUCCAAGCGACGUCAGCUAUUCGCUAUCCAAAAAUCAAUGGCUCAGAAAGUCUGAACUGUGACUGCCCAGAUCACGCCUGCCAGGAGGUUUUUUGGUACCGAUACCUUCAAACGACAAACACUUUUCAGUUCCUAAUGUACGUCAAUAGCGCCGGCAGAGAGGAGAUCGCAGAAAACCUGAACCAUUCUCUCAAGGGCACGGUGUCCAAUGGACCAAAGGUGUCCUACAACCUGCGCAUCGCAGAUCUACAGCGAGAAGAUGCUGGCUUUUAUUCCUGCAUGUUUAAAGCCAAAAAGAUAAUGCCCAGAGGAUAUUACAUAAAGCCUGGAGUGAAUCCUCCAACACUUCAGCCGCCAACAGUUAAGACAGAGAAACCCAAGAGAACCCCCUGUAAUCAUUGCAAACCCAACAGGACCACUGAAGGUUGUGAAAGUUCGGUGCUUUGGCCAGGCAUCGGUGCUCUUCUGCUUUUGGCCAUUGCUCUUGCGGGCACGCUUUACUACUUCAGUCGUUUACCUAAAAAGUGCAGACAUCGAUUCACCAAGACGAAUCCAUUUCGAUGAACAAAAAUGAGACUCUUCAUUUCCAAACAAAAUGUAUCUACAAUUUUAUAAAAUAAAUCUAAUUACCUUAAAAUCUAUGCUUGUCUUUUAAACUGCAUGUAUUAUAUGACUCCUGACCUACAGUAAAAGCUUGCCAUUUUUGUUCAUUUUUAGGUGGUGGUCUUUUUUCCCUAAAAGUGGGCCUGUAGAUACCAAGUAUAUUAUGUUUUAAAAUGUAUUACGUUUAUGUGUGAAUUACAAAAACAGCUUCAAUCUGCUCUUAGUUCUGUUAUUACAGUAUUCACCCUCAAAACUGAACUGAUCUCACCUUAAACCUGGACUAAACCCAGCUGUUCGUCUUAAGAGACUUUAUAUAUUUUUUUAUUUUACUUUUACCAUCAGUAAUGAAAUGUACAGUUUUUCUGAUGUUCUUUUUUUCUGUGCUGAUAUGUUUAUUAUUCUGCUUCAGAUGUUGUUUACAAUCGUGUUUUAAUUAAACUCUUGUAUUUGAGCGUUGUU
Molecule: messenger RNA, 1239 nt
Organism: Danio rerio (zebrafish)
Lineage: Eukaryota; Metazoa; Chordata; Actinopteri; Cypriniformes; Danionidae
Source: RefSeq, a predicted model, not a curated record